Molecule: messenger RNA, 1820 nt
Organism: Dermatophagoides pteronyssinus (European house dust mite)
Lineage: Eukaryota; Metazoa; Arthropoda; Arachnida; Sarcoptiformes; Pyroglyphidae
Product: inositol-tetrakisphosphate 1-kinase-like
Biological process (GO): inositol trisphosphate metabolic process
Cellular component (GO): cytoplasm
Molecular function (GO): inositol-3,4,5,6-tetrakisphosphate 1-kinase activity; ATP binding; magnesium ion binding
Source: RefSeq, a predicted model, not a curated record
AGUGAAUUUGUUUUUGUGAUUUCGUUUGUUGGUGUUUGUAGUGGUUUUUUCAUCCAAACAAUAAUAGAAAAUUAUAUUAUUUCAUUUUGAAAUCGAGCUGAUCAAUCGUUUUAAAUACUUACAUUUUGAUUUCAAUCAUAUUGGACAAAAUAACAAACAACUAAUUUGAUGUUGUGAAUUUCAUUUUUUUUUCACAUUGGCAAACAAUAACAUCCACAUAUGAAGCCCAACAAUUUGUUGAUAAUGAUGUUGCCGUAUAUCAUCGGUUGCAAUCGACGAUAUCGUUGACAGCAAACAAACAAACAAAAUAAAAAUAAAACAAUAAACAUAAAACGUGCUGAUAAAAAUACUUAUUCAUAAGUAACAAUCUAUCCAUUCCGUCAUUCAAUCAUUAUCUAAAAAUUCUGUACAAAUCCGGUUUGUUUGAUCUAAAUCAUUAACUAAAGAUCAAAAUGUCAGAUUCCAAGCGAGUGGGCUAUUGUUGGAGUGAACGUAAAGGACAAAAAAUAAAUGUAGAAGAAUUGGCCGAAAAUUUUGCAAAAAAUGGCUAUGAAUUCGUCAAGAUUAAUUUGGAUGAAAAUUUAGAACAACAGGGACCAUUCGAUGCCAUUAUUCAUAAGCUAUCUGAUCUGUUAUAUCAAAUUGAUACCGAUGAACAAGCAAGACGUCAGAUCAAAGAAUUUGAAAAUUAUGUUGAAGCACAUCCAGAGAUUGUUGUCAUUGAUCAAUUGAAAAAUGUUAGCAAAAUUCUUGACCGCUAUCAUCAAUAUAAGAUCAUAAAAGAAAGUGAUCUGGCUAAAGAAGAUGGAGUGUUCACACCCACAUUUGUAGAAAUGACAUCAACAAAUGUGGAUGAAAAUCUGGCUAAAUUAGAAGCGGCUCAUGUGAAAUUUCCUUUCGUUUGCAAGCCAAUGCGUGCUCAAGGAACGCGAUUUGCACACAAAAUGUCAAUUAUAUUUGAUGAAAAUGGCCUACAUUCGAUCAGUCCGCCUUGUGUGGCACAAACAUUCAUCAAUCAUAAUGCUCGACUGUAUAAAUUGUUCAUCAUUAAAGAUAAAUACUUUGUCAUAGAACGGCCAUCGAUCAAAAAUUUUAAACCAGAUCAACACUACGAAACGGUGCAUUUUGAUAGCCAUGACAUUUCCAAACCAUAUUCAUCAUCAUCUUUGAUUGAAUUAGAUGAAGAUGAACGUAGUAAUCGUAUUAUCGAACCGGAAAAGGAACGUCUCGAUCGUAUCGUCAAAGUCAUGUUCGAAGAACUUGGUCUAUAUUUAUUAGGCAUCGAUGUUAUCAUUGAAAAUGAAACCGGCCGCUAUGCUAUCAUCGACAUGAACACAUUUCCUGGCUAUGAUGGAGUGGAAAAUUUUCCUCAACAAUUCUGUGGUAUUCUUGUCGAUGAAAUAGAAAAAUCUCGAAUGGCCUAUCGCCAAGCGAAUUCUAAUGUUAACGGCCAUCAUCAGCAACAAAUUCAUUCAAAUUGUAAUGGUACCUAUACGAAUGUGGAUUUUGAUAGUGGUAUCGAUACAUCAGAUUCAUGUGACGAAAAGAAAAACCCACCACGAUCAAAUCGUUUAGAUCAAAAUCCUCCUGCAAAAUUUUAUAAAAAACAACGUUGGCAUCAACAACAACAACAUCAAGUGCAGCAAUUGAAUAGUGUGGCCGAAACAACACUAUCGAACACAACAACAGCUAAUGAACCAAGUGUUAUGAAAAAACACGACAAUCCAAAUCGAAUUCUUUCCGGUAUCGACCAAAUAUGACCAAUGAUUACAAUUUUUUUCCUUUCUUUAUUAUACACUGGCAUAAAUUAUUUUAUUUUA